AUGGCCAAUGACGAGCAAGGACACAUUCAUAUGUCCAUCCUGAUAUUGAAGAAACCACACUGUGAUAUUCCUUAUACGGUUCAGGGUUAUGCAAUCAGAUCUAAAUUUUUGAAACAAAGCUCUCAGGCGUUACUGGGCAUCUUCCUCACCUGGCAUAGUUGUGGUUGGACAUUUGUUGCUGACUCAAUAACUGCGAUCCUGGAGCAGCAAUUUCGCUUAGAACCGCACAAGUUUCCCGUACAACCUAGUCCAAUAACAAUUGCCCACAUGCGGUCGCCCCAGACUUUCAACACUCAUGCUGACAUGGAAACCGUGAACCUGGUCACAUCGGGCGGUGUCAACAAUAUGGUGUCCGUCACACUAUGGGAGGGAAUUAUAUCAGCAAUCCCUUCUGCGUCCUUCAUUCGUGGAUUGGUUCUAUGCACCUGUGGUCCCACUGGUUACAUCACAAACAGUGUCAUACUGCUGAAAAUGAUGAAAGACUUGAACAUAUUCGACUUUGUUCUCAUCUUCUCAGUGGUGGUUCCACCAUAG
Messenger RNA from Suillus clintonianus, 534 nucleotides. RefSeq lists its product as uncharacterized. Bases 1 to 534 code for a protein of 177 amino acids. The transcript has 7 exons. The record is from RefSeq and is a predicted model, not a curated record. NCBI's taxonomy places the organism in Eukaryota, Fungi, Basidiomycota, Agaricomycetes, Boletales, Suillaceae.